GGCAUCCUGGGGAGGGGGUCCUGGCAGCUGGGAUUGCGGGUGGGCGCCACUGCCCUUUUUUUGGUAAUCAUGAAGCGUUUUCAAACUUGUAGCGAAACAGGUAAAACGCGGMAAAGCGCCUGUUAGCUGUUGGUGGUGCACAGUGCCGGGGCAUCUACCCUUUCCCCCUGUACCUAAAUUCUGGCUUUGCUCUGAGGGGAAAGGGCCUGGGAGGAGGUUAAGGGGCCAGGGUCCAUGGUGCACGCCUGUAAUCCCGUGGCUCCAGAGGCUGAGUCAGGAGGAUGGCAGAAGCCAUGGUGCUGUGUCGUGUGCCAAGAUGGUCUGUGCGCCUCUGGGCCUCUCCAGGGUGGUGGAGGACCACGUGGACUCUCAGAGCCUUGGUGCGGCCGAAGAGGGGACCAGGGUGCCCGGGGGGAGCGUCUGGCCCCCUGGCUUGCAGAAUGUUCUCCAAAGUGUCCUCCUGCCCCCCUGAGGUGAUGCUGACCCAGGAGCGCUACCCUGUGCAGCGGCUGCCAUUCUCUGUGGUGUCUGAGGAGGACCUGGCAGCUUUUGAGCGCAUGGUCCCCGGCAGAGUUGUCACAGACCCAGAAGUACUGGAGGUGUCUAAUGUGGACUGGCUGAGGACAGCCCGAGGCUGUAGCAAGGUGCUGCUGCGACCCCAGACGUCGGAGGAGGUGUCCCGCAUCCUCAGGUACUGCCACGAGAGGAACCUGGCCGUGACCCCACAGGGUGGGAACACAGGUUUGGUGGGGGGCAGYGUCCCUGUCUUUGAUGAAAUCAUCCUGUCCACUGCCCUCAUGAACCAGGUCACCAGCUUCAACAGUGUGUCUGGAAUCCUGACCUGCCAGGCAGGGUGUGUGCUGGAGGGACUGAGCCGGUAUGUGCAGGAGCRGGACUUCGUCAUGCCGCUGGACUUGGGAGCCAAGGGCAGCUGCCACAUUGGGGGCAAUGUGGCUACCAAUGCCGGCGGCCUGCGGUUUCUGCGAUACGGCUCCCUGCGUGGGACUGUGCUGGGCCUGGAAGUGGUGCUGGCUGAUGGCACUGUCCUGGAUUGCCUGACCUCCCUGAGGAAGGACAACACAGGCUAUGACCUGAAGCAGCUGUUCAUUGGGUCRGAGGGCACCCUGGGGGUCAUCACCGCCGUGUCCAUCUUGUGCCCGCCCAGGCCCCAGGCUGUGAAUGURGCUUUUCUUGGCUGCCCUGGCUUUGCAGAGGUUCUGCAGACCUUCAGCACCUGCAGGAGGAUGCUGGGGGAGAUCCUGUCUGCGUUCGAGUUCAUGGAUGCCGAGUGCAUGCAGCUGGUCCAGCAGCAUCUCCACCUGGCCAGCCCAGUGCAAGAGAGCGCCUUCUACCUCCUGGUCGAGACCUCUGGCUCCAGCACAGGGCAUGACGCCGAGAAGCUGGGCUGCUUUCUGGAGCAGGUGCUGGGCUCAGGCCUGGUGACUGACGGCACCGUGGCCACAGACGAGAGCAAAGCCCAGGCGCUGUGGGCCCUGCGGGAGAGGAUAACGGAGGCACUGAGCCGGGAUGGCUAUGUGUACAAGUAUGACGUGUCCCUCCCCGUGGAGCGACUCUACGACCUGGUGACUGACCUGCGUGCCCGCCUUGGCUCACAAGCCAGGCAUGUGGUGGGCUAUGGCCACCUGGGGGAUGGUAACCUGCACCUGAACGUGACGGUGGAUGCCUUCAGCACAGCGCUGCUGGACACCCUGGAGCCCUACGUGUAUGCCUGGACGGCAGGGCAGCGGGGCAGUAUCAGUGCUGAGCACGGCCUGGGCUUCAGGAAGAGGGACGCCCUUGGUUACAGCAAGCCGCCUCAUGCUGUGCAGCUCAUGCAGCAGCUCAAGGCCCUGCUGGACCCCAAGGGCAUACUGAACCCCUACAAGAUGCUGCCCACCCAGGCCUGACGGGGCCCUACUGUGGUGUGCAGCCAGGAAAGACCACCCCCUGCUGGAGAGAUCAGGAACCAAUUCUGGGUUAAGGGUGCAGGACUCC
Urocitellus parryii (Arctic ground squirrel) is the source of this 1995-nucleotide messenger RNA. It is a transcript of the gene D2hgdh, whose product is annotated as D-2-hydroxyglutarate dehydrogenase. The record is from RefSeq and is a predicted model, not a curated record. Lineage: Eukaryota; Metazoa; Chordata; Mammalia; Rodentia; Sciuridae. Gene Ontology annotation, molecular function: catalytic activity; FAD binding. Gene Ontology annotation, cellular component: mitochondrion.